Messenger RNA from Oldenlandia corymbosa var. corymbosa, 2106 nucleotides. NCBI's taxonomy places the organism in Eukaryota, Viridiplantae, Streptophyta, Magnoliopsida, Gentianales, Rubiaceae. The record is from the annotation of a GenBank genome assembly.
GGGGACUAAUAAAAAAAUUUCUAGAGAGUGCGAGCACGCCCGCCACGCGCAACCACACACAAACCAGAAACAACAAUAAAAAUCAAUCUCAAACGUCAGUCAAUCACCACAAAGCAGAAAAAACGAACCCCUCUCUCCUCUCCAAAAAAUGGCUUCCGUCUUGGCGAAUGGAAUUUCGCUUGUUUCUCCGCAACCCAUCAAAGAUAUCACAGCUUUGCAACAAGGGUUCCCGAAAGCUUCUCCGAACUCGGUAAAUUUUCAGCCCCGAUCAACGAGAAAUGUCAAAGUCCGUGCUGACGUCAGCUACGAAUCUCCGACGACAGCUCCGGAUUCCGCCGCAGGUAAUAAAGUUAACGAGGAUGACCCUUUACAGAAGUUCCUGAAGAGGGAAUAUAAGUGGGGUUUUAAUCAAGAGAUUGAUUCCUUUACUAUUCCUAAAGGGCUUUCCGAGGAAACUGUUAGGUUGAUUUCUUCUAGGAAAAACGAGCCCGAUUGGAUGCUUGAGUUUAGGCUCAAAUGUUAUGAUAAAUUUGUUAAUAUGAAAGAGCCUCAGUGGUCUGAUAAUAAGUAUCCUCCUAUUGAUUUCCAAGAUAUUUGUUAUUAUUCCGAACCCAAAAAGAAGCCUACUUUGAAUAGUCUUGAUGAAGCUGAUCCUGAGCUUAUUAAGUAUUUCGAUAGAUUAGGUGUGCCUUUGAAUGAGCGGAACAGGUUGGCUAAUGUUGCCGUCGACGCCGUGCUUGAUAGCGUCUCGAUUGCUACCACUCAUAGAAAGACUUUAGAGAAAGCCGGUGUGAUAUUUUGCUCCAUUUCGGAGGCGAUUAGGGAGCAUCCGGAUUUGGUUAGGAAGUAUUUAGGAAGGGUAGUGCCCGCGGAUGAUAAUUUCUAUGCAGCUUUGAAUUCGGCUGUGUUUAGUGAUGGUUCCUUCGUGUACGUGCCGAAAAACACUAGGUGUCCGAUGCAGAUAUCGACCUAUUUUAGGAUUAAUGCCAUGGAAACGGGGCAGUUUGAGAGGACCUUGAUUGUUGCAGACGAAGGGAGUUUUGUGGAGUAUUUGGAAGGUUGCACUGCCCCUUCUUAUGAUACAAAUCAGCUACACGCCGCCGUUGUGGAGUUGUACUGUCAUGAGGGGGCAGAGAUCAAGUAUUCAACGGUGCAGAAUUGGUAUGCAGGUGAUGAGGAAGGGAAAGGUGGUAUAUUCAAUUUUGUCACCAAGCGAGGACUUUGUGCUGGGGCUCGCUCAAAGAUCUCGUGGACACAGGUGGAGACAGGGUCAGCAAUAACUUGGAAGUAUCCGAGUGUUAUUUUAGAGGGAGAUGAUUCAGUUGGUGAGUUUUAUUCUGUGGCGCUGACCAAUAAUUGCCAGCAAGCUGACACUGGGACAAAGAUGAUACACAAAGGCAAAAAUACACGGAGUAGGAUAAUUUCCAAAGGUAUUUCAGCUGGAAAAUCAAGAAACUGUUAUCGUGGGUUAGUCCAAGUGAUGUCACAUGCAGAAAAUGCCCGGAAUUCAUCACAAUGUGAUUCGAUGCUCAUUGGGGAUAAUGCAGCAGCCAACACUUACCCGUAUAUUCAGGCAAAAAACCCCAGUGCCCGGAUUGAACAUGAAGCGACAACAUCCAAAAUCGGUGAAGAUCAGUUGUUCUACUUUCAACAAAGAGGAAUCGACUAUGAGAAAGCAAUGGCAGCGAUGAUCUCUGGAUUUUGCAGGGAUGUCUUCAACGAGCUCCCUGAUGAAUUUGGUGCAGAGGUGAACCAGCUUAUGAGUUUGAAACUUGAAGGCUCUGUUGGUUAAGGUUGCUGCCAGAUGUUGUAAAGACUAAAGAACUCACACCUCGUACUACCACUCCAUUUAGGUUGGUUUUAACUGUAUUCACGGUGUAUCGUCUAUGUUGUAAUAGCUUUCUAGUUUACUGUGAUAUGCUAUCUAAUAGGUAAGUUACAUCAGGAUGUAAAUUUUUUCACGGUAUUCUAAAUAAACGUGUAAAUGUUGGAGUUUACCUUGAUAUGUUUGCAUUUUUACUACUUCUAAUAAAUUUUAAAUCACAUGUUUUGUGACAAUCUACCAUCCUUGGAAGUUUGUUCACUCUGUAGGAUGAAGGGAAGAAC